GCUGUGUUGUGCUGGUUGUCGGGUUGGGGUUAGGGAUCUUUGUAGAGCAGGAGGACCGUGUUGUCGGCCGCUGACUGCACCUCCCUUCCUCCGGGAUACAGGAGGUGGAGGCUAAGCUAAGGUGUAGCACCGAUAUGGGACACCGGAGGGGUGGAGAAUAGGCAACGGUGUAGAACAUAUAUGCUAGACUAAACAAAUGAAAGCUGGACGAAGGUGUCUGCUAUGUAAAGGACAGCGCCGAGCUAAAAUAGAUGUGAACCUCGGGUUUUUUCUUCAAGAUCCGUUAGCGGGGCGCUAGUUAGCUGUCAUCAAGGGUGGACUGACUGGAGUCGGUUUAAUUUGCCAAGCCAUGUCGCACCUGACCUCACUCACCCAUGCUCUAGCUACCUAGCCUGCACUAAGGCUAGCAGGCUUAAUUAGGCUGUGUUUUGUGUGAGAGUGUGUGUGUGUGUGUGUCUGUGUGUGGAAGGAACAAGGAGAAAAUGGGAUUCGGAAAAGAUCUUCGGAAUUCCCAUGAAGGCCUCCUUAAACUCCAGGACUGGGAGCUGAAGCUGCUUGAGACGGUGAAGCGCUUCAUGACGCUGCGUGUGAAGAGUGACAAGGAGUAUGCCGCCAUGCUGCUCAAUCUGAGCCGGCAGACAGAGAACCAGAACCCGGACUACAGCAGCACUGUCAGCCAGUCAUGGACCCAGCUGGUGAAGCAGACGGAGGAGCUGGGGCGCGUCAUGCGGGGCCAUGCGGACGAUGUCAACUCUGGGCCGCUCCAUCGCCUAGCCACACUGAUCCGGGACAAGCAGCAGGUGAAGAGGAGCUACCAGACCCUCCACACCACCCUGGACAGCGAGCGCAGCAAGGUCACAAAGGCCGAUCUGGAGAAGCUGAAGGCUACGUAUCGUCAGCUUACGAGAGAGGCCCACACCGCGAAAGAAAAGUACAAGGAAGCCAUGGUCAAAGGCAAAGAGGCGGAGCGUGCUCGUGAGCGCUACGACAAGGCUACCGCCAAGCUGCACAACCUCCACAACCAGUACGUGCUGGCGGUGCGCACCGCGCGGCUCCACCAGGAGCACCACCGCUGCCACGCCCUGCCCCGCCUCCUGGACUCCCUGCAGAGGAUGCAGGAGGACAUGACCGGUGCACUGAAGUGGAUUCUGGAGGACUACAGCCAGAUUAGCAGCCUUCUUGGGGAGGAAAUGGUUCGUGUUCACCAGGAAAUCCAGGAUGCCAUCCAGAGCAUCGACCCAGUCGCCGAGUACCAGUACUACGCUCAAUCCCACAGGACCCCUGAGCCAGAAGAAGCCGAUGUGGAGUUUGAUGCGUCUCUUUUGGAAGACACAGAGAACAUGGCAGCCAAUGAGAUCCUGUGGAACAAUCUGACCGCCGAAAACCUCCAGGCCCUGUUGUCGUCGGGGACUGUGGAGCUAGCACUGACACAGGAGAGCCUGAGCAGUAAAGAGGCCCUGCUCUCCGACCUGGAGGCCAAGCUGCAGGAGUCGACUCAAAGCUGCCAGAAGAAGAGCGACGGGGUGCUGUUGCUCGGCCAGCGGCUGUCGGUGGAGGAGCUCCGUCAGGCCGUCCAGGCCCUGCGCUGCUCUGAGGAGAAACUGCUUUCCCAGAAAUCGCUGCUUGAAGAGAAGCUGAUUUCCCCUGGCAACAGUGGCCCUGGCAACAGUGAUGCCCCUCCCCUGCCCCCAGUUGUCCCGCCCCCAACUCUCAAUUACGAGGACGAUGCCCAGUCCGUUGGCUCCACGGACAAAGGUAAAGAUCGUAUCUCUAAGUUUGACACACUACGCCACUCUCUGGCUGGGAUGAUCCGCUCUCCCAAAUCUGUCCUCUCCUCCUCAUCUUCGCAGUUCUUUGACGUGAUCGGGCCGGCCACCUCCUCGUCGUGCCCCACGGGGGGGCUGGGGUCGGGGUCGGGCGGGGCCGAGCGGCCCCUGGUGGAGCUGGACUGGUACCACGGGGCGGUGCCGCGGGCAGAGGCCCAGGACCUGCUGCGGCUUCACGGAGACUUCCUGGUCAGAGAGUCUCAUGGGAAACCAGGAGAGUACGUCCUGUCGGUGUACUGGGAGGCCACGAGGCGCCACUUCAUCAUCCAGUACGCCGAGAACCAGUAUCGGUUUGAAGGGACCGGGUUUCCCAGCAUCCCGCAGCUCAUUGAUCAUCACUUCAGCACAAAGCAGGUGAUCACCAAGAAGUCCGGAGUCAUCCUACACACCCCUGUGCUCAAGGAUAAAAAAUGGAUUUUAAAUCACGAAGAUGUGGUUUUGGGCGAACUGUUGGGCAAGGGUAACUUUGGGGAGGUGUUUAAAGGCACUCUGCAGCGAGACAAGAUGGCCGUGGCUGUAAAGACCUGUAAAGAAGAUUUACCUCAAGAGCUGAAGAUCAAGUUCCUGUCAGAGGCCAGGAUCCUUAAGCAGUACGAACAUCCCAACAUUGUUCGUCUGAUCGGAGUGUGCACGCAACGGCAGCCUAUCUACAUAGUGAUGGAGCUAGUACCAGGUGGGGACUUCUUGUCAUUCCUGAGGAAGAAGAGGGAUGAGCUGAAGACAAAGCAGCUCGUCAAGUUUGCCCUGGAUGCUGCCGCAGGGAUGGCUUAUCUGCAAGCCAACAACUGUAUACACAGGGAUCUGGCAGCCAGGAACUGCUUGGUUGGGGCAGAGGGGGGCGGGGUUGGUGGGGGUGGGCGAAGCUUCAGUGGAGGAAGUGGGCGAGACAUCCUGAAGAUUAGUGACUUUGGGAUGUCCCGUCAGGAAGACGACGGGGUUUACUCUUCCUCUGGCCUCAAGCAGAUCCCUAUCAAGUGGACCGCCCCCGAAGCCCUUAACUACGGGCGGUACAGCUCAGAGAGUGACGUGUGGAGCUUCGGUGUGUUGCUAUGGGAGACCUUCAGCCUGGGGGUGUGUCCUUACCCCGGCAUGACCAACCAGCAGGCGAGGGAGCAGGUUGAGAAAGGCUACAGGAUGUCCCGCCCUGAGCGUUGCCCUGACGACGUGUUCCGCAUGAUCGAGAGAUGUUGGCGCUACAGUGCCGAGGAGCGACCCAAUUUCUCUGAGCUGCAGCGGGACCUGGCCGCCAUCAAGAAGAAGUGAGGGACCCCUGAACUGUGAGCUGCUGCAGGACCUCGCUGCCCUCCAGAAGAAGUGAUGGACCCCAAAACCCCUCACACCGAUUCACCUUCUCUGAGCUGCAGCCGGACCUCGCCGCCAUCAAGAAGAAGAGAUGGACCCCUGAACUCUGAGCUGUUUCGGGACCUCAGGGCUAUUCAGAAGUAGAGGACCCCUGAACUAAACCCAGCCUCUGACCCCCUCCCACCUCUACUGACACUUUGAGUGAAUAACACAAAACACAAGCUAACAGGAUCACUGGUGUCAGCCGCAAACUGUUAGCCACUAGCUUUAGAUGCUAGCUGUUAGCCACUAGUUUCUAGCUGCUAGCUUCAAGUCACUUGCUGUUGUUAAGUAAAAGUAAUGAGGGAUAUUGGAGGUUAUCUGAAGAUUGGAAAAUAAUAUACAGUCCUUGGAUUUGUAUAUACUACAAAAUUAUAGUAAAGAUGAACCUAACUAACGAAUGAAACACAUGUAAUCAUUGUGUUCCACCACAAUCGAAAGAUAAACACUUAAAAGGCUAAUGUAGCGUGAGGAAGGAAUGAGGGGCAUCAAUGAUGCACCCUCAUGUUUCCAGAGCUCCGGAGAGCAGGCCCUAGCAGGUAGUUGCUAGAGACAAUUUGGAAAAAAAAUGAUGAAUAUAUCGAGGGAGAUAAAACUAGGAACAAUGCUAGGAACAAAAUACAGCUUUUGAUUAUCUUACUACACCCUCAAACAACACUCACUAGCUGUUAGCCACUAGUUGUUUGGAGCCAACUGUUAGCCGCUAGCCACUUCAGGGAAACACAAGCUUAUAUGAAGAGCAAAGACAAAACCUUGGAGGCAGACCUCCAUUUGACUUUGAUCAAAAUAAUUACUGCAAUAGUAGUUAUAUUUAGUACUUCCUUUAACUAAAUGUACUUAAGAACUUCGUUUCAUUGAAACUACUAAAGUACUUCCGUUAACUGACACUACUAAAGUACUGAAUUUAAUUGAAACUACAAAAUUACUUCCUUUAACUGAAGGUGGGAAUAUGUUAAAAGUAUUGCCCUUGGACAGAAGGAUUUACUGUCUGAUGAGAGGCUUGGCUUGAUAAGGUAGGCAACCAUAGCUAGCCGCUGUGGCAGCUUAAGUAAUGAAGUGGGCAUGCUGUUACUUCUGCUGAAAAACCUCUCCAGGAAGGACAAACUUUUGCUCCCUGUCCUGGGCUCACUACAUACACUACCAAGUUUGGUAGCGCAGAUCUUUGAUUGGGGACUUCCGCAAGCUGGUGAGCUACCAAUACUGGUUUCUCCAGCAUUCUCCCAACAGUUUUUAUAAGUUUUGUAUUUUCUGAUUGUUUAAGUAUGGAAGCAUAAAUCUAUCUAACAAACCUUGCCAAAAAUGAUUAGACAUUUUUAACCCUAAAAUGUUGCCAAAUAUUAAUUAAAUGUGGCAAUAUUCUGGCUUUUUUUGCCUUUUGCUAUCCUUCCCAGGGUUAUACAAAAUCAUUGAUCAGUUCAUUGCUCCCCCAGUACAUACCUGGGACCGGUUAGCAUUAUGUAAAUUUCAAUUUCCAGAUUAUGACAAAAUUAAUCAUUACUUGUGUGUAUCCAGAAUAAACCAUGUGAAGAUAAAUUUCCAAAAUGAGAAUUUGGCUUAUUCUAGAAACAUUUGCUGCAGCCUGAUUUUUUUUUAUUUUUUAUUUUUUUCAAAUGCCAGUUUCUACAAAUCAAUUGUGAUGAGAAGAAAUGGUUAUCCUGAACAAAAUGGGUUGUAGUAACUGAGUAAAAUAAACUGCAUUUUCGUUUUUGGAAUUCAACUUUUUAAUGUAGGAUAUUCCAGAUAUACACACCUAAAUGGAGUCAUGUUUGAUAUAUCUGGAAGGUGUAUUAAGUUGAGUUGUGGAGCUAAUACUCAGCCAACCUUGAAUUGACAUCGGUGCCCAUAGGCUUACUGUGUAAGUAAGGGGGUCGCUGAACCGAUGGACAGAAAAGUGGUCUCCCUGCUCUGGUCCAUCCCCCUGGAAGGAACACAAAAUGGGUAAACAACUCUAAAUUGUCAGCUAACCCUGUAAGUGACCUUCUUUUACUGCCUUGCUUUGAGGCCACGUCGCCUUCCCAAUAAUCACAACCCAACCCCCUCUAUACCGAACACACACCCUCCCACUGAACACUAACUAUCCCCCCUGACCACACCCCCUCUCAAUCGGCUCAUUAAAUAUGUAACAUAUUUCAGUUAUUUUUUAUUCACGUUGGUUUACUUUGUUUGAUUUGUUUUAGUUCUUUAAUGUUUAACUAUAUAUUGGGGGGGGGGGGGGGGGGUUCUACCAU
Messenger RNA from Gadus morhua (Atlantic cod), 5395 nucleotides. RefSeq names its product fer (fps/fes related) tyrosine kinase (gene fer). The coding region runs from base 483 to 3089 and encodes 868 amino acids. Lineage: Eukaryota; Metazoa; Chordata; Actinopteri; Gadiformes; Gadidae. Gene Ontology annotation, molecular function: ATP binding; non-membrane spanning protein tyrosine kinase activity. The record is from RefSeq and is a predicted model, not a curated record. Gene Ontology annotation, biological process: peptidyl-tyrosine phosphorylation. The transcript is spliced from 20 exons.